AUGAAUUUUCAAAAUGUAAAUCCACUAAAUAAUCUGUUAAACUUACUCUCGGGCAAUCUGUUACCAGUAACGCCUAAUAAUUUUCCAAUAUUCUGGCAAAUAUACUGUGCUAUUGUAUCAAUACUGCAAGUUGUCCAUUUGACGGGGAUGUUUCUCGGGCUUAUUCUGAUAGCGUCGAAGAGAGCUUUAGAAGACGGUCUUAUUAGCAUAGUGAUCGUCAUAGAAGUCUUCAUUAUGUUGAUAUAUCUUUAUGCCCACAAAAAGAUGAUAAUACAAGUAAUCCAGAUGAUGAAUGAUAUUAUGCAAGAUGGGGAUGAAACGAUGCAGAACAUCGCAAACACAGUUCUGAAACCAGUAAUGGUGCCAUUUAAAUUACAUGGAAUGAUUAGUGUGAUAAUCACCUUUUUUUGGGGCAUACAGCCGGUUACAUUGAUCUUUGAAAAGAAUACUUUUUACUAUUCCGACUACAAUUCUCCAGCCGCUUACUCAACCGAGCCGUUUUCUACGAGCAUUUUCGUAUCAUCAAACAUUGUUAUAGCAACCGGCGCCGUAAUUGGCUAUUUAAAAAGAUUGAGCCUUGAUGUCUACAUGACACAUCUUGUAUUGUUAUUAACUGUGUUAUAUCGAUAUUUAGCGGUAAAACUUGCGAUGAUAUUUCAAAAUUCGGAGAACUAUUGCGAUAAAAAUAGUUCUAGGAUGGAUGAAUGGGCGGAAAAAAAAUUAAGAACAUUGUGUCGUUAUCAAAAGACUAUUGGACGCAUAUCAGUUCUGGUAAAGAAAUUAUUAUCUCUAAACUUUAGUCUACUUUAUGUGACCAGUGUUUUUAAAUUCUGCUUUAUAGGUAUUAUGAUAUCUACAGUUACAGUCGAAUCUUUCUUCUUUGUAAUCUUGAUUAUUUUGUUUACAAUGAGUUCACUAACACAAUUCUUCUUAAUAUGUUAUGCCAUACAAAAAUUAUCAGAUGCGAGCACAGAAAUAACAGAUGAAGCAUUUCAUGAAGGCUGGUAUCAGCUUAAACCGUCGCUACAGCGUAUAUUUCUGUUUUUAAUAUCUAGUAAUAUCGAAUGCAAGAUUUCGGCAAUUGAAAAAUUUAACUUGUCUCUGUCAUCUUUUAUAGCAAUCAUACAACAAUCAUAUUCAGUCUGUCUUUUGUUUUUAAGAUUUAGCUGGAUUGAUUAG
Molecule: messenger RNA, 1179 nt
Organism: Pogonomyrmex barbatus (red harvester ant)
Lineage: Eukaryota; Metazoa; Arthropoda; Insecta; Hymenoptera; Formicidae
Biological process (GO): detection of chemical stimulus involved in sensory perception of smell; sensory perception of smell
Cellular component (GO): plasma membrane
Molecular function (GO): olfactory receptor activity; odorant binding
Source: RefSeq, a predicted model, not a curated record